GAGCGUGCGUAGAUCUUGUGCUUCUCGCACGUCGAUUAAGGCGAAUCGAACUGCACGUAUGGGUCUGGGUCUGUGAGCGGCGCCUUCGGAUGGCAGCGUGUGGGUCGGCGCGUGGCUCGGCAGACGCGAAGAGCGCCGCCAAAGAGCUUGUGGAUGAGGUGUUGCGAGUUGAACCGGAGAGCGGUGAUGUGAAAUUAUUUCAUUGGGACCUUCUGGUGCUGGCGCUGAGUGACGCAACAGAUCCGCAGCUGCAGGCUGACGCCGCCCGUGCCAUCAUCAAGUUCUUCAAGACUCGGUCAUCGCAGUUUCGCAUCGAUGAGUUCAAGCGGCUGUGUUCUUCCCUGUCGGACAUCAAGGCGGCUCGGGGGCUCUCGGAUCUGGUGGAUGAGGCCAUCUUCUCCCUCCUCUCAUCGGCAAUGUCAGACCGGGACGACUCCUCAUCAAUGCGCGAUCACCUGCUGACCCACCACGUGGACCUGGUCAGAAGAGCCGAGGCUGCGUUCGCAAAGGAUGAGGCCCUCAGCUUCCUCAGGCUGCUUUACGGUCCCGUGUCACCUUUGGCCACUGUCCCCAUUGCCUCGUGGAUUAGGGCUUUUGACAUGGUCGUGGAGUUGGGGCUGAGCGACGUGGCGCUGACGGGCCGAGCAUCCAAAGGUGACGGACGGCUGCUGCUGUCUGUAGUCAGCAACAGGAUGUACGGCAAUCUCGGUUCCAUGACUCUAGCAGGUAGAAUGAGUGAACGAGUGAGUUGCUGACUCAGCACUUUCAUUGGUACAUGUUUCGUUCAGGUGCGCAUGAGGAGGCCCUAUCGGCUGUCCAUCGGCACAUGUGCCCGCACGCCGGACGCCUCGUCGACGUGCUCGUGUCCGACACGGCUUCCGACGCCAUCAAGGGCAACGCCUUAGCCGUCCUUGGCUUCAUCUUCUCGACAGCCUACAUCUGCACAAGAGGUCCACAGGACGGCAGCCAGCUGAAGAAGGCGCUGAAAGAGCCCAUCCGUCUGCUGCUCAAAGACGACAUGAGGGGGCUCAAAGCUACAGCUAAGGUGCUCAAGAAGUGCUAUGAGGUCGACCUGCUCGACGUUGAGGGAAGCAGUUUCGUCACCAUCCCUUUCCAUCUCCAGCUCGGUAAUCUUCGAAAGAGAAACACACGCCUGUCCCUUUGGAUGUUUCUUCGUGUGUAGCGUAUGGCUUCUCCCGCCAGGUCGUCGACGCCGGCUACCUCCCUGCCAUGCUGACCGUCUUCGACGAUGAGCGGCUCGGCAGUCAUUCCUUCCACAGAGGGGCCCUGACGGUUGCGGUGGUGGUCGUCAAGCUCAUCGUCGAGAACGACAGCGAGGUCAGUCGGCCCAGGUGAAAGGCUUGAUUUGGUGGGCAGAUAUGCUGUGUGUGUGUGGGCGUCAGGCCAUUGCCAACGCGGAUGUCGCUGCCAUGCUUUGUCGUCUGCUGCACCGCCAUGCUGCUGGCGAGUUCCGAGCCAAGGAAGCAGACCAUGUGAUUGACAACAUUGUUGGGGUACUGGGCAAAAUGAUUCUGUAAGUACGGGAACGUGAAUGUGUGUGUGUGUGAAUGUAAAGAACGCACCGUCGCUCGCCUUUGCUUGUGUGAUGCAGAGCUUCUUCGGCGGCGUUGACCGAUGAGAUCACGAAAGAGCCGCUAUUUUGCCCUCUCGAACCAAUGGGCAGCAAAAACGUCAUCGCGCAGCAAACGAUUAGGGUGCGAAAGAGGUUCUCUAUCUCUCUCUAUCUUGCCACAGUCAUCCCAGCGACAUCCACUGUGUGCUAUGCGCGAGUGCAGAUGCUGUCUGAGUGGGUGCCGCCGAGCACGGCAGCAUACCAGCGGCUAACAGUGCAUCCAAAGGUGGGCUGCAGAAUAUGUAUAAGAGGUCUGCGGCGAGUGACUAGUGAUCAUACUUUUCAGGUGGCGAGCUUCUUCGAGGAGAUCGACGACUUCGCGGGUCUCCGCAUGUUCGCCAUGGAGCUUACCAACGACGGCGACCGAACAGCUGAAGGGGGAAACACCGCAGGCACGGCUGACGCCGCUGCUGCUGCUGCUGCUGGUGCUGCGAGUGCGUUUGCAUCUUCUGGCCCAAAGGACAGAUGGAAAAGUACGAACGAUGCUGAUGAACCAAUAAAUCAGACACACACCACGACAGACCUUAUCUAUGCGCCUCUUAACAGGUGUCGGAAACGCACUCUUUGGCAAGUUCAAGUACCUCGACGCCUACCGGGCAUACAUCAAGGUACACACGGGGCAGGAGGGGCGGCAACACAGACGUGCACUUGAGGCCGUGCUGUGUGCCGUAGGGCGUCCGUUUGGCGAAGCUGGAGUCCAUCUCUGAGCUGCUGGUCCGCCGCGCACAGUGCCGCAUGGGUGUGGGCGACUGUGUGGGUGCGAUGAUCGACGUCACGACCGCCCUCCGCAUUCUCCCGCCGCCCCCAUCCGUCGAGCCCGGCAGCAAGUCGGCCAUCAUCCAGCAGACCGCGGUAGAGAUUGUAUACACACCGCUCGUCAUGCGGUGGCUCAAUGGCCUCGAUCCUGCCACCGGCGGUGAAGAUGUGAUGGUCCUGCCAUCGGAGGAGACGACAGCGGCCUUCAUGAAGGACGCCAUGCAGCACCUCUGCGCGCGAGUCGAGGCGGCGGGACCGUCUGAGCCACUCGAGGUGGCCGAUGCCCUCGCGGCAGGCCAGCAGCUGCAGGAGGAGGACAGAUUUGCGGAGGCUUCCGAUAUCUUCACGGCUGGUCUUGCUGCUGCUGACGUGUCGACGCUCAUUGCGCUGCUGAGCAAUGCCUCGGCGUGUCUGCUCAAGCCCGAGCUCAUUAGGGAGGGGGGUCCGGAUGCAGUGGGGUGUGCGGCCGCCGCCCUCCAUCUGAGCUGCCUGCAUCACGAUCCCUCCCAGCAGCUGACCACCAUCCAGCAGAAGUGCCUCGUGCGGCUGGGCCAGGGGCUGCUGGCCGAGCGGCUCUUCGACGCUGCUGAUGUCAUUGCCAGGGCCAUCAAGAAACACGUGAGUGGGGGAGUGGGGAAUGACGGAAAAGGGGGAUGAUGUGUGUGGUGGUGCGUGUGUGUGUGUGGUUCAGGUUGGCGAGGGCCAGAUGAGGACGGAGGCCGACACACUGCAGCAACGUAUCCGCACCCACCGGGCCAAUGCUAAGGGCGACUUUGACUGGGCCGCCAUCUACCGUCAGCAGCUCGACAACAUCACAGCCAUGCAGCACGGCAGACCCCCCACAUCCAUCGACGUGGCCGAGUACGUUGGCCCCGUGGUCGUGCGACACGACGAGGCCCAGCAGCCCAGCCUCUAUGCGAAGGAGGACAUCCAGGUGGGCCAGCUGCUGCUCGUUCAAAAGCCCGUCGUCAUAGCGUCCGGUGAUUUCGCAUCGCUGACGAGCUCGGACGGCUACAGACAGCUGAUGGCGGCCUGCAAGGACGGCUGGCAUCCCCGGCUGGUGUCGCAGCUGUGCUGUCUGUCAGAGGGCCAGCGGCGGCCCUCGACCCUCGCGGCCCCGCCGUCCCACGAGACGUGUCUUGGCCUGGUCCCUGGCUUCCCCCUGCUGCCCCGCUUCAUGCAGUCCCAUGGUGCGGAGGAGUUCGGCUCGCCUGUGGCCCAGGUCGACGGCGACAGCAUUCCCCAACUCGUGACCUUCAACCAUCGCAUGAGUGUCACCAUCCGCGGCUGCCUUCCUGGUGUGCUGCGUACUCCUGAUGACGCCACGUCCACUCCGGCAUCAGGGGUGUGGAUACUGCCGUCGCUCAUCAGACACGCGAGAUACGACAGAAAUGCCAUAUGGUAGGCACCAAGCACCACGGGAGGGAUGGACACGCCCCAUUCCGACAUAUUGGACUUGUGUUCGUCUGCGUGUGCUCUGGUCAGGUAUGUGGUAGGCGACCUCUUGGUCGUGAGGGCCUCACGAGCAAUCAGCCGCGGCGGCGGCGUGACAGCUGACUACUUCGACGACGGAUAUGAGUUCUUUGACGCCAAGGAUUAUGUGGAUGACGGCGACGCCAUUUCGAUGGCCGAGCGGUGGGGAAUCCCCUCGCCCUCGCAGCACGACGAGAAGCAUAUCCAAGAGGCCAGCAGGGCAAUCGGCAAGGGGAUCCACCGCGUCGGCACCCUCCGUCGGGGCGGAGCGUCGCCCACGGCUAUUCUGAGAGAUAGCGACGCCCUCAUGAGGAAGAUGGAGACCCUGCAGCAGUCGAUGACGUCCAACGUGCCCACAAUGAGGACCAGCGAGCUGCACAUCUUCCGGGGCAUGCUUCUCUGUGGGCUGGGACGCCAUGAUGAGGCCAGCGAGGCGACGAUCGAGGCCGUCAAGACCGCCCGGGCGGUGCGGUCGAUCGGCGUUGGGGACUGCCGCUGUCUCUCGACGACCAUCCGUUCUGCACCACAUGAUUCGCAGCUGUGUGAUGUGAUGCUAGAAGAGCUUCGGCGCACGUGUGCGCUCGUCUUCGACACACCCGAUGCAGCGAAUAUGAUCUUCCUCAAUCAAUGAGCAGAGCUGAGAGGGUGUCUGGCUCGGAGGCCCGCUUGCUGUCUGCCUGCCUGCCCGCUUGCAGCAUGGCGGCUUGAUCGAUUAGACU
This is a messenger RNA of Vitrella brassicaformis, 4581 nucleotides long. The record is from the annotation of a GenBank genome assembly. NCBI's taxonomy places the organism in Eukaryota, Vitrellaceae.